AUGGCCCGCGCCCAGGCUCUCGUUCUGGCGCUUACCUUCCAGCUCUGCGCGCCCGAAACAGAGACUCCGGCAGCCGGCUGCACCUUCGAGGAGGCAAGUGACUCAGCUGUGCCCUGUGAGUACAGCCAGGCCCAGUACGACGACUUCCAGUGGGAGCAGGUGCGGAUCCACCCUGGUACCCGGGCUCCUGCGGACCUGCCCCACGGCUCCUACUUGAUGGUCAAUGCUUCCCAGCAUGCCCCGGGCCAGCGGGCCCAUGUCAUCUUCCAGAGCCUGAGCGAGAAUGACACCCACUGUGUGCAGUUCAGCUACUUCCUGUACAGCCGAGAUGGGCACAGCCCAGGCACGUUGGGUAUCUACGUGCGGGUCAAUGGAGGUCCCCUGGGCAGCGCUGUCUGGAACAUGACUGGAUCCCAUGGCCGUCAGUGGCACCAGGCUGAGAUGGCUGUCAGCACCUUCUGGCCCAAUGAAUAUCAGGUGCUGUUUGAGGCCCUCAUCUCCCCAGACCGCAGGGGCUACAUGGGCCUCGAUGACAUCCUGCUCCUCAGCUACCCCUGCGCAAAGGCCCCGCACUUCUCCCGCCUGGGCGACGUGGAGGUCAACGCCGGCCAGAACGCCUCCUUCCAGUGCAUGGCUGCGGGCCGAGCCGCGGAGGCGGAGCGUUUCCUCCUGCAGCGGCAGAGCGGGGCGCUGGUGCCCGCGGCCGGCGUGCGGCACAUCAGCCACCGUCGCUUCCUGGCCACCUUCCCGCUGGCCGAGGUGGGCCGCGAAGAUCAGGACCUGUACCGCUGUGUGUCCCAGGCCUCGCGUGGCGCGGGCGUCUCCAACUUCGCAGAGCUCAUCGUCAAGGAGCCCCCGACUCCGAUUGCACCCCCGCAGUUGCUGCGCGCGGGUCCCACCUACCUCAUCAUCCAACUCAACACCAACUCCAUUAUUGGCGACGGGCCGAUAGUGCGCAAGGAGAUUGAGUACCGCAUGUCGCGCGGCCCGUGGGCAGAAGUGCACGCCGUCAACCUGCAGACCUACAAGCUCUGGCACCUGGACCCCGACACCGAGUACGAGAUCAGCGUGCUCCUCACUCGCCCGGGUGAGGGUGGCACCGGCCGCCCCGGGCCUCCCCUGGUCAGCCGCACGAAGUGCGCAGAACCCAUGCGGGCCCCCAAAGGCCUGGCUUUCGCUGAGAUCCAGGCCCGCCAGCUGACCCUGCAGUGGGAGCCGCUGGGCUACAAUGUGACGCGGUGCCACACCUACACCGUGUCCCUGUGCUAUCACUACACCCUGGGCAGCAGCCACAACCAGACGGUCCGGGAGUGUGUGAAGAUGGAGCGGGGGGUCAGCCGCUACACCAUCAAGAACCUGCUGCCCUACCGGAAUGUUCACGUGCGCCUCGUCCUCACGAACCCCGAGGGACGCAAGGAGGGCAAGGAGGUCACCUUCCAGACGGACGAGGACGUGCCUGGCGGGAUCGCAGCGGAGUCUCUGACCUUCACGCCCCUGGAGGACAUGAUCUUCCUCAAGUGGGAGGAGCCGCAGGAACCCAAUGGCCUCAUCACUCAGUAUGAGAUCAGCUACCAGAGCAUCGAGUCAUCAGACCCGGCGGUGAACGUGCCAGGCCCACGACGUACCAUCUCCAAGCUCCGCAACGAGACCUACCACGUCUUCUCCAACCUGCACCCAGGCACCACCUACCUCUUCUCUGUGCGGGCCCGCACGGGCAAAGGCUUCGGGCAGGCAGCGCUCACGGAGAUCACCACCAACAUCUCAGCCCCCAGCUUUGAUUAUGCUGACAUGCCGUCGCCCCUGGGAGAGUCUGAGAACACCAUCACCGUGCUGCUGAGGCCUGCACAGGGCCGUGGUGCGCCCAUCAGCGUGUACCAGGUGAUUGUGCAGGAGGAGCGCCCGCGGAGGCUACGGCGGGAGCCCGGCAGCCAGGACUGCUUCCCAGUGCCGCUCACGUUUGACGCCGCGCUGGCCCGCGGCCUGGUGCACUACUUCGGGGCCGAACUGGCCGCCAGCAGUCUGCCUGAGGCCAUGCCCUUCACCGUGGGUGACAAUCAGACCUAUCGCGGCUUCUGGAACCCACCGCUCGAGCCCAGGAAGGCUUACCUCAUCUACUUCCAGGCAACAAGCCACCUGAAGGGGGAGACCCGGCUGAAUUGCAUCCGCAUCGCCAGGAAAGCUGCCUGCAAGGAAAGCAAGCGGCCCCUGGAGGUGUCCCAGAGAUCGGAGGAGAUGGGGCUCAUCUUAGGCAUCUGUGCUGGGGGACUUGCUGUCCUCAUACUCCUCUUGGGGGCCAUCAUUAUCAUCAUCCGCAAGGGGAAGCCCGUGAACAUGACCAAGGCCACCGUCAACUACCGCCAAGAGAAGACGCACAUGAUGAGCGCUGUGGACCGGAGCUUCACGGACCAGAGCACCCUGCAGGAGGAUGAGCGGCUGGGCCUGUCCUUCAUGGACGCCCAUGGCUACAGCCCCCGGGGGGACCAGCGUGGCGGCGGGGUCACGGAGGCCAGCAGCCUUCUGGGGGGCUCACCGCGGCGUCCGUGUGGCCGGAAGGGCUCCCCGUAUCACACGGGACAGCUGCAUCCUGCGGUGCGUGUGGCCGACCUCCUGCAGCACAUCAACCAGAUGAAGACUGCCGAGGGCUAUGGCUUCAAGCAGGAGUACGAGAGCUUCUUUGAAGGCUGGGAUGCCACAAAGAAGAAAGACAAGGUCAAGGGUGGCCGGCAGGAGCCCUUGCCUGCCUAUGAUCGGCACCGAGUGAAGCUCCACCCGAUGCUGGGCGACCCCGAUGCCGACUACAUUAACGCCAACUAUAUAGACGGUUAUCACAGGUCAAACCACUUCAUAGCCACUCAAGGGCCGAAGCCUGAGAUGGUCUACGACUUCUGGCGCUUGGUGUGGCAGGAGCACUGUUCUAGCAUUGUCAUGAUCACCAAGCUGGUGGAAGUGGGCCGGGUGAAAUGCUCGCGGUACUGGCCGGAAGACUCAGACAUGUAUGGGGACAUCAAGAUCACGCUGGUGAAAACGGAGACGCUCGCUGAGUAUGUUGUGCGCACCUUUGCCCUGGAGCGGAGAGGCUACUCUGCCCGGCACGAGGUCCGCCAGUUCCACUUCACAGCGUGGCCGGAGCACGGUGUCCCCUACCACGCCACGGGGCUGCUGGCCUUCAUCCGGCGCGUGAAGGCCUCCACCCCGCCCGAUGCCGGGCCUGUUGUCAUCCACUGCAGCGCGGGCACUGGCCGCACAGGGUGCUACAUCGUCCUGGAUGUGAUGCUGGACAUGGCCGAGUGUGAGGGCGUCGUGGACAUUUACAACUGCGUGAAAACCCUCUGCUCCCGGCGUGUCAACAUGAUCCAGACUGAGGAGCAGUACAUCUUCAUCCACGAUGCAAUCCUGGAGGCCUGCCUGUGUGGGGAGACCACCAUCCCUGUCAGUGAAUUCAAGGCUACCUACAAAGAAAUGAUCCGUAUUGACCCUCAGAGUAAUUCCUCCCAGCUGCGGGAAGAGUUCCAGACGCUGAACUCGGUCACGCCGCCGCUGGACGUGGAGGAGUGCAGCAUCGCCCUGCUGCCCCGGAACCGGGACAAGAACCGCAGCAUGGAUGUCCUGCCGCCCGACCGCUGCCUGCCUUUCCUCAUCUCCACCGACGGGGACCCCAACAACUACAUCAACGCGGCCCUGACGGACAGCUACACACGGAGCGCUGCCUUCAUCGUGACCCUGCACCCGCUGCAGAGCACCACGCCCGACUUCUGGCGGCUGGUCUACGACUACGGGUGCACCUCCAUCGUCAUGCUCAACCAGCUGCACCAGUCCAACUCCGCCUGGCCGUGCCUGCAGUACUGGCCAGAGCCGGGCCGGCAGCAGUACGGCCUCAUGGAGGUGGAGUUUGUGUCAGGCACAGCGGACGAAGACUUGGUGGCCCGUGUCUUCCGGGUACAGAAUAUCUCUAGGCUGCAGGAGGGGCACCUGCUGGUGCGGCACUUCCAGUUCCUGCGCUGGUCUGCGUACCGGGACACGCCUGACUCCAAGAAGGCCUUUCUGCACCUGCUGGCCGAGGUGGACAAGUGGCAGGCGGAGAGCGGGGACGGGCGCACUGUCGUGCACUGCCUAAAUGGGGGCGGCCGCAGCGGUACCUUCUGCGCCUGCUCCACGGUCCUGGAGAUGAUUCGCUGCCACAACCUGGUCGAUGUUUUCUUUGCUGCCAAAACACUUAGGAAUUACAAACCCAAUAUGGUGGAGACCCUGGAUCAGUACCACUUUUGCUAUGAUAUGGCCCUGGAGUACCUGGAGGGGCUGGAGUCAAGAUAGCAGGGGCCCCUGGCCUGGAGCACCCACUGUGCACUCAGGGCCAGGCCCGUCAUCCUGGACUGACGAGGAAGACCUGCAUCCCCAACUCUGCUCAACCCCAGCCCCCACAGGGAGACCACUGGAGCGGAUGACGGGCCAUCUCGGUGCUGCCUUCCGCGGUGGGCAGGGCCUUUUGCCAUGUACCAUGGGCAGGCUGGGGGCCAAGGAGCAGCUUAGCAAGACUGUAGCCCAGCCCACCUGUACAGGGUCCUGCUGGCCUGUGCUGAGAGGCCUGGUACUGCUUGGCAGAGGGACGGGGCUCAGAACUGCCUGCUCUAGGGGCCCAAGGCUCAGCCCCUUGACUGUAUCCCAGCCCUUGGUGGAGUGUGUACCAGGCCGGGGUUCCGCCCAGCAUGGCUUGACAUGAGUUCAGAGUACAUUGGGCCUUGGCAUCUGGAAUCCCGUCUGGCCCAGUUCCUGAGGGCCCCGGGGGGACUGGGUUCUGCCCUGCUUUGCUAGUGGGCACAUCAGACUGAGGCUCCCCAGGGGAAACUUCAGCCCCAUCCCCCUCCACCUGCUGCCCCCUGCGGCCCCUGGGAUAUUUUGGUCAUGAUCCUUCCCACUUUUGCUUCCCUGACAUGUGCUCUGAGCUUCCCUGAACCAGGAUCUGCCCAUCCCUACCGUGUCCGAUGUGGGGCCCCUUCCCUGCCUGACCCAAUGUCUGCAGAAUGAGACAUAACCUUAGUCCCCUCUGCCUAUAACUUUCUGGCCUCACCGGCCAGGUCCUGCUCAGCCUGGGCCAGUGACAAUCUGAACAACAGCCCCUGGGGUUGAGGUUCCUGUGGCUCCUGAUCAGGCUGCCAGACGGGGAGAGGGCACUGUUAGACCAGGGUUGCUUGCAACCCUUAGAGUUCAGAGGAAGAAGGUUUAUUUUGGGAUGGAGGAUCAAUGCUUUUUUGUUUAUUUUAUUUUUUGAUGUGUGGGUGGGAAGCUCUUGUUAAAAUGGGGCAGGCCACACCCCCAUUCCGUGCCUCUAUUUCCCCGUCUGUAAACUGUAGAUAUGACUACUGACCUACCUCGCAGGGGGCUGUGGGGAGGCAUAAGCUGAUAUUUGUAAAGUGCUUUGUAAAUAAAUGUGCUCUCUG
Molecule: messenger RNA, 5435 nt
Organism: Pteronotus mesoamericanus
Lineage: Eukaryota; Metazoa; Chordata; Mammalia; Chiroptera; Mormoopidae
Gene: PTPRU
Product: protein tyrosine phosphatase receptor type U
Exons: 30
Coding region: 1-4311 (1436 amino acids)
Biological process (GO): protein dephosphorylation
Cellular component (GO): membrane
Molecular function (GO): protein binding; protein tyrosine phosphatase activity
Source: RefSeq, a predicted model, not a curated record